AAUGAUAUAAUAUUUAAUUUUUCCAUGUUCAAAUCUAUUACUUUUAUUUCAGAUUUGUAUGAUGAAAGUUGUCUUAUAGAAAAUCCUUACUUCUAUGUUGCUGAUAUGGAAUGUUGGCCAUGUGAAAAUGUUAAUACAGUUUUAAAUAUCACAGAAGUUGAAGAUGGGUUGCUCAAGUCUGGAUCAGGCACACCGUUCAUGAUAAAGACUGACCAGCAAAAAGUCACUCUACAAAUACUACAGAAAAUGUAUGAAAAGAACAUGGAGGUAAUGGAAUCUGAAGCUAGAAGAGUCAAAUCCAGUAACUCUUCAAUCAGCAGUCUCAAAGAUUUAUUCUCUAAUAGUGAAUUGCCCUCCAAAACCCAUAUCUCGUGGCGUAUAACAAAAAUGAAACCAGCCAGACUCAUAAGACAAAUAUUUCGCAAGCCAUCUUUUUUACCUGAUCGUUCAGGUCAAAGUGUUGAAAGAUUUCUUAUGUUCGACGGAAAUGAAGCAGAGCCAUAUGAGUUACCAAAUACAGAAUGCAGCUACGUAUUUUUGAUACAAGCUUCAGGAGAGAGGAGCAUUAUACUGAAACCGUCUCGGGAAUGUGCUAGUAAAUGCCGUACUGUGUCAGUUUCACUGAAACCAUCUUAUGUCUUGUGGUACAACUGGUGGUACUGGAGACCAAUUAGUCUUCCAACAAAGAACUCAAGUGAACCUUCCAUAACUUAUAUCAACUCCUACUGUUGAACUCACAAAAAUCCGUCAUAAUGUUCUAUCAACAUAUUUAUCUGAAAUAAAAGUCUGAUUUUAGCUGA
Messenger RNA from Leptinotarsa decemlineata (Colorado potato beetle), 800 nucleotides. RefSeq lists its product as uncharacterized. NCBI's taxonomy places the organism in Eukaryota, Metazoa, Arthropoda, Insecta, Coleoptera, Chrysomelidae. The record is from RefSeq and is a predicted model, not a curated record.